Molecule: messenger RNA, 1172 nt
Organism: Acomys russatus (golden spiny mouse)
Lineage: Eukaryota; Metazoa; Chordata; Mammalia; Rodentia; Muridae
Gene: Fam78a
Product: family with sequence similarity 78 member A
Exons: 2
Coding region: 67-918 (283 amino acids)
Source: RefSeq, a predicted model, not a curated record
UUUUUUUUUGAGCUUUGAGAUUAGAUUGGGCGCUCUACACUGGGUUCUGCAACCUCCAUCCUUUCAAUGCCCUGUUAUUUUUGGGACUGCUGGGCUUCCCUGGAGAUUAGAGCGGUCCUGUGUGCCAUGGGCUGUAUUCAGAGCAUCGGAGGCAAAGCCAGAGUCUUCCGGGAAGGGAUUACAGUGAUUGAUGUGAAAGCGUCCAUCGACCCCAUCCCCACCAGUAUCGACGAGUCCUCCAGCGUGGUACUGCGCUACCGGACACCCCACUUCCGGGCUUCAGCCCAGGUGGUCAUGCCACCCAUCCCCAAGAAGGAAACCUGGGUCGUUGGCUGGAUUCAGGCGUGCAGCCAUAUGGAGUUUUACAACCAGUACGGGGAGCAAGGCAUGUCUAGCUGGGAGCUCCCAGAUCUCCAGGAGGGAAAAAUUGAGGCCAUCAGCGACUCGGACGGGGUGAACUACCCCUGGUAUGGCAACACCACGGAGACCUGCACAAUUGUGGGGCCCACCAAGAGAGACUCCAAGUUCAUCAUCAGCAUGAACGAUAACUUUUACCCCAGCGUCACGUGGGCUGUGCCCGUCAGCGAGAGCAACGUGGCCAAACUGACCAAUAUCUACCGGGACCAGAGCUUCACCACGUGGCUGGUGGCCACCAACACCUCAACCAACGACAUGAUCAUCCUGCAGACCCUGCACUGGCGUAUGCAACUCAGCAUUGAAGUGAACCCCAACCGGCCCCUGGGCCAGCGCGCCAGGCUGCGGGAGCCCAUCGCCCAGGACCAGCCGAAAAUCCUAAGCAAGAAUGAACCUAUCCCGCCCAGUGCCCUGGUCAAGCCCAACGCCAACGAUGCUCAGGUUCUUAUGUGGAGGCCGAAGUACGGGCAACCGCUGGUGGUGAUCCCGCCCAAGCAUCGGUAACAGCCAGGCCGCUGCCAGGUGAGACUCACGGAAGAAUAUUACUGCUCAGAAGGAAACCCAGAUGCCCUCUCCGGUCAUUCAGAAAAAUACAACCAAUCUACCUUCUUCAGGGGCGGAUCUCUCACUGUGCUAAUACCCGCUGGCCUCCAGGCUCUUCCCGUCGGCUUCCCUGCAGGGAGGGGGCGGGGCAGUAGGACAAACAGGCGCCCACCCCCACCCCAGGUCUCCUCCCCUCCCCUCACAAUCUCAGUUGU